Messenger RNA from Penicillium macrosclerotiorum, 1656 nucleotides. Its product is annotated as metallophosphoesterase family protein. Gene Ontology annotation, cellular component: cytoplasm. Gene Ontology annotation, molecular function: phosphoprotein phosphatase activity. The coding region runs from base 1 to 1656 and encodes 551 amino acids. The record is from RefSeq and is a predicted model, not a curated record. The transcript is spliced from 3 exons. Lineage: Eukaryota; Fungi; Ascomycota; Eurotiomycetes; Eurotiales; Aspergillaceae.
AUGGCUCGCCGGCUCGUCCGAACGGGCGUUCAGCUCGGGCUGUUCGUAACCUUCGUGCUUCUUGUCGUUGUUUUCCUCGAUAAUCGCUUCCGUGUCCUCCCUGCGUCGAUCCAUGGCCACCUUCCCAUGCACUAUUCCGGCUUUGUGAUCACGGAUGUCACCAUUACACAAUGUUCUUCAAUAAAUCCCUUCUCGAACUGCAGGCUGGACCCGGAUGCCUGGGCGCGCAUCGACAAGGAUCUCUACCUGCGUUCGGGCUGGACCUCGAGUGCCUAUAUCCAGUUUCAGCGGAAGAAGGAAGAAGAUCUGGGCCCAGAUGACAAAGUCGUCAUCGAUCUUAAAAUCAGCCGUCUGACCCCCGAGUCAGACUACACUGGCAAAGGAGAAGUCCAGGCGUGGGAGCCACGGCCGGGGGGUAUCUGGUUGAAGCGGACGGCCGCGCGCCACGCCAGCGACUCCGAGAAAGCAGUGACAUAUGUUGAUGUUCUUUUUGGUGCUGAUGCUGUGGACCCUCGCCCUAAUUGGGAAGUCAAGGAUACCCCGUUGCUGUUGGAUGGAUGGACGGAGAAACUAGAGACUCGUCUCAGUAUUCGGCGUGGAAACCCAACUAAGAGCAAGAAACCCAUCCCUCGAAUCAAUGAAAACGGAAAGUUCAAGGUUAUGCAACUAGCGGAUCUCCACCUGAGCACUGGGUUGGGUGACUGCCGAGACCCUGUCCCCGCCGAGUCGGUGCCUGGACAGAAGUGCGAAGCCGACCCCCGGACAUUGGAGUUCGUGGAGCGGCUUCUUGAUGAAGAAAAGCCCGAUAUGGUUGUCUUGACCGGCGACCAGAUUAAUGGAGAAACUUCUCCUGAUGCCCAAAGUGCUCUGUUCAAGUCCGUGCAACUUUUAGUUGACCGCAAAAUUCCGUACGCUGCCAUCUUUGGCAAUCAUGACGACGAGGGCGAUCUCAACCGAGCCCAGCUCAUGGCCAUGUACGAAGACCUUCCUUACUCUCUUUCAACCGCAGGCCCCGAAGACAUUGACGGUGUCGGCAACUAUAUUGUCGAAGUUCUUGACCGGGGCAAGAGUACACACUCCGCCCUUACUUUCUACCUACUUGAUACACACGCCUAUUCCCCUGAUGAACGCCAAUUUAGAGGCUAUGACUGGAUCAAACCGAGUCAGAUUCGUUGGUUUAAGAACACCGCUCAGAGUUUAAAGAGAAAACACCAGGAAUAUUCCCAUAUUCAUAUGAACAUGGCGUUUAUUCACAUCCCAUUACCCGAGUACCGGACCUCCGGCAAGUACUGGAAGGGCGAGUGGUCUGAAGCCCCGACGGCGCCUGGAUUCAACUCAGGCUUCAAGGACACCCUAGAAGAAGAGGGUGUCCUCUUUGUCAGUUGCGGACAUGACCAUGUCAAUGACUACUGCAUGCUUGAACAAGAUUCAAACGAUAAGCCAUCCCUCUGGAUGUGCUACGGUGGUGGUGUCGGCCUCGGCGGCUACGGUGGCUAUAAUGAUUAUGUCCGACGAGUUCGCUUCUUCGACUUCGACAUGGGGCCCGGUCGUGUUACAACAUACAAACGUCUAGAAUGGGGUCAAACGGAAGCCAAGAUCGAUGAGAUGAUGAUUGUCGACGGUGGUGCUGUCGCCGGCCCGAAAGACUCGUCCUAA